Erinaceus europaeus (western European hedgehog) is the source of this 1296-nucleotide messenger RNA. It is a transcript of the gene RHEBL1, whose product is annotated as RHEB like 1. Gene Ontology annotation, cellular component: plasma membrane. Gene Ontology annotation, molecular function: GTP binding; GDP binding; GTPase activity. Gene Ontology annotation, biological process: small GTPase-mediated signal transduction. Bases 179 to 730 code for a protein of 183 amino acids. Lineage: Eukaryota; Metazoa; Chordata; Mammalia; Eulipotyphla; Erinaceidae. The transcript has 8 exons. The record is from RefSeq and is a predicted model, not a curated record.
AUCACGUGGCCGGCUCCGGGCGCGGCGCUUGUUUUGGUUUCCGUAUAGCUUACCCAAGGCUGCUAGGUGAGCGGCUUUCUAGUGCCGGCUGUGGCGUCUGCAGACAUUUGACCAUCUCGACUUUGGGCUCGCUCAGCCUGCAGCUCUGCGAGCCCCUCGGAGCGGGCCGGCUCCUGCCAUGCCGGUGGUGCGCUACAGGAAGGUGGUCCUCCUAGGAUACCGCUCUGUAGGGAAGACAUCUUUGGCACAUCAAUUUAUGGAGGGCAAAUUCCUGGAAGACUAUGACCCCACAGUGGAGAAUACUUACAGCAAGAUAAUGACUCUUGGCAAAGAUGAAUUUCACCUCCACCUGGAGGAUACAGCAGGGCAGGAUGAGUACAGCAUUCUGCCCUAUUCACUGGUUAUCGGGGUCCAUGGUUAUGUGCUUGUGUAUUCUGUCACUUCUCUGCAUAGUUUCCAAAUCAUUGAGAGCCUAUACCAAAAGCUACAUGAAGUCCACGGGAAAAUUCGGCUGCCAGUGGUGCUAGUAGGGAAUAAGGCAGAUCUCUCACUGGAAAGGGAAGUCCAGGCAGUUGAAGGGAAGAAAUUGGCAGAAUCCUGGGGUGCAAUAUAUAUGGAAUCAUCUGCUCGAAAGAAUCAGAUGACUCAUGCCGUCUUCACCAAAAUCAUCCAGGAGAUUUCCCGGGUGGAAAAUUCCUAUGGACAAAAGUGCCACUGCCGUCUCAUGUGAGGCCUCGGAUCCAGGCAGCCACUUUGAUUUUGCCCCUGGCCCUGGCAGGGCAGAACCUCAGGACUGCUAUGACAGCUGACUGUUCCCAGCCUUCUGGGCACAAAGUAGUACUCUCAUAUUUGCACACUUUGUCUGGGCUCCAGUAGCCUGGUUGUCAAUGUUUACAAUGGGGCAAGGAUGUCGCAUAGGCACCGACCCCGACCCCCAACCCUGCUUUCUUUCUUCCUUUCCUCCUCCAUUCCUUCCUUCCUCCCUUCUUCUUCUUCUCCUCCUCCUCCUCCUCCACCUUCUCCUCCUCCUCCUUCUCCUCCUCUUCCUCCUCCUCCUUCUCCUCCUCUUCCUCCUCCUCCUCCUCCUCCUCCUCCUCCUUCUCCUUUUUUCUUCUUAAAUGAGUUGUUAUAACCCGCAGGGCUCGGAUAUGAAUCCUGGCCAUUGUUUAUUCAGGACCCAAUCUCAUGUAGUUUUGGGUGUUGGUGGGGUGAUGGGGAGCUGAGUACUCCUGAGUGGAGCUGGCUACGUGGGGUGAUAAUGUAUAUAUGCAAAUAAACUGAGUAAUCUUUUUGCCA